AUGUCCAUUCUCAUCACUGGCGCCGGCGGCUACGUCGGACAGGAACUGGCUGCUUCCUUCCUUGCAAACACACCAGCUUCAACUACUGUGACAAUCACCGAUGUCGUCGAACCCGCCGUCCCCGAGGCGGCGAAAGAGCACGCCAGUCGCUUGACAUGCAUCCGCGCCGACUUGACAUCUCCUAAAGAGGUGGACAAUCUGAUCAGCUCCGCUCACCAAUACGAGACUGUAUACCUCCUGCAUGGAAUCAUGUCUAGUGGCUCCGAAGCCAACUUCGAGCUGGGCAUCCGAGUUAACCUCGACGCUACGCGAUACAUCCUUGACAGACUACGUGCCACCAUGCCUGGAGUGAAGGUGGUCUUCACAUCGUCACUGGCAGUCUACGGCCCUGCACCGCCGGGCUUUGUCAUUGAUGAGACCAACUUCCCGCCCGUUCCCUCGUCCUCCUACGGAUCGCAGAAGCUCAUUGUCGAGACGCUCUUGAACGACUACUCCCGACGAGGAUUCCUGGACGGCCGAUGCGUGCGACUGCCGACAGUGACCGUUCGAGCCGGAGCGCCUACCCAGGCUGCAAGCAGCUUCGCCAGUGAUAUUAUCCGUGAGCCAUUCCAUGGCAAGAAGGCAAUUCUGCCUGUGGGCAAAGAGACCGAGAUGUGGAUCUGCUCGCCGCAUACCAUCAUCAAGAACCUAGUCCACGCGCGCGAUAUUCCAAAAGAAGCGUUCGGCGAGUCGCGGUCGGUCAACCUUCCUGGUUUGAAGGUUAGUGUCCAGGAGAUGUUGGAUGCCUUGGAGGCAAUUGGUGGCAAGGAACGACGGGCGCUGGUGGAGGAGAAGUACGACGCGGCUACCGACAAAAUCGUGCAGUCGUGGACUCCUCAGUUCUCGACCGAUCGCGCGUUCAAGCUUGGGUUCUCUGCUGAUAUUUCCAUGACGGAGAAUAUUAGACAGUUUGCCAGCCGAUUUGUAUGA
Penicillium cinerascens is the source of this 969-nucleotide messenger RNA. Its product is annotated as SDR family oxidoreductase. The transcript has a single exon. The record is from RefSeq and is a predicted model, not a curated record. The coding region runs from base 1 to 969 and encodes 322 amino acids. Lineage: Eukaryota; Fungi; Ascomycota; Eurotiomycetes; Eurotiales; Aspergillaceae.